Messenger RNA from Venturia canescens, 686 nucleotides. It is a transcript of the gene Srp19, whose product is annotated as signal recognition particle 19. Lineage: Eukaryota; Metazoa; Arthropoda; Insecta; Hymenoptera; Ichneumonidae. The record is from RefSeq and is a predicted model, not a curated record. Gene Ontology annotation, molecular function: 7S RNA binding. Gene Ontology annotation, biological process: SRP-dependent cotranslational protein targeting to membrane, signal sequence recognition; SRP-dependent cotranslational protein targeting to membrane. Gene Ontology annotation, cellular component: signal recognition particle, endoplasmic reticulum targeting. The coding region runs from base 120 to 563 and encodes 147 amino acids. The transcript has 2 exons.
CAGUCUCACACUCACAGUUCUGUAACCUGGACAAGAGAACUACAUCGACUACAUCGCUCUAGUUUGAUUAGUUUUUUCUUCACUCGGCACUGUUUGGUUUGGUAUUGGACAUUGCAAUCAUGGCGCUCGCGUGGAACCCGUCAAAGAAACACAGUGACAGAGAAAGAUGGGUUUGCAUAUAUCCCAUAUAUUUAAACAGUAAAAGAACUCUGGCGGAAGGUAGAAAAUUGAGCAAGGACAAAUGUGUGGAAAAUCCUACUCAUCAGGAAAUUCGUGACGUUCUUAUAGCGGCAGGACUGAAAGUUGGCGUUGAGAACAAAUUGCAUCCAAAGGAAAGAAGUAAAGAAGUACUUUACAGAGGACGCAUAAGAGUUCAACUGAAAAAUGAUGAUGGAACCCCGGUACAUUCUUCAUUUCCAACUAGAGAUUCAAUACUUCUCCAUCUUGGCACCACCAUACCCAAUCUAAAGACUCGUCAGGGAAAACAAUCGACAACCGAACAAUCCUCGCAACAACCUUCCAGCUCUUCCACUAAAAAGGGCAAAGGCAAGGGAAGGAGAUGAAAAUAUCAACCUUUCUAAUGAUGACAAUAUUAUCACUGACAAUGGAUUUUUGUUUUCUAUUCUUAAAUCCAUGAAAAAUAUAUCUUUAUGAAAGUUGUAAAAAUAAUAAUAGUACAAUUUCAA